AUGGGUGCCGCCCAAAACGCACAGAGCGAAGCGCUCGCCAACCUUCUCAAAACUGGCAAAUACUCUGAUCUCACGAUUUCAUGCGGCAAAGAUCAAUACCGCGUUCACAAGGCAAUCAUUUGCCCAAGAUCAAACUUUUUCGAGGCCGCUUUCUCCGGCGAAUUCAAAGAAGCACAAACAGGCGAAAUCGACUUGCCCGAUGACGAUCCGGUUGCUGUGCGAAUGAUGAUUGAGUAUCUCUAUCAUGAUACGUACAUACCGCCUCCCCGUGACGGCGCUGCCGGUACGCCAUCCUCUGCUGCCGACAAUAGUGAGGAGAAAGACAAGAGGAAGAGGGAACUCUGCGACGCAACUGUUGCCGAGAACAAGAGGCUCAAGGGGCUCCCUUCCCGGCCGGAGGCUCCAAUUGCUCCCAUCUCUCAACCUGUACCCUCUGUCUUCGGUGCCGCCUCUACUCCUCCUCCUCCGCCACCGGCCGCUUCUCGAGAAUCCAGAAGAGCAUCCAGCCAGGGCCGACAAGGACGCGGCAUCUUCGCAGGCCUCAACUUGCCCUCAGGCCAUAAUCCACCUCAAGCUUCGCCCAAUCAAUCACUGUCCACGCCCCAUCCAAAUCCUUUCGCAUCACCUGCGCCAGCGUCAACACCGCUUCCCCCUUCGCGACCGUCCGCUCCUCAGCGACCCGCUCCUCCAGCAAACCUGCAUCUGCAUGCCAAAGUCUACGCCCUCGGUGAAAAGUACAGCAUCGAGCCUCUCAAAGCUUUGGCUCUCAGCAAGUUCGAAUCUGACAUUCGGACUAUUGGUCAAAAAGACGACUUCUUGGCGGCAAUAAGAGAAGCAUACACCUCAACCAUUGAAACGGACCGUCCUCUUCGUGAUGCCGUGGUCACGUUCUUGAGAAAACAGAAGCAUCUGUUGAAAAGGGACUACAUGAAGGCAGUACUCAAGGAGACAGCUCUGGGGUUUGAUCUGCUGAUGGAAUUGGCGUCGGAGUGA
Molecule: messenger RNA, 993 nt
Organism: Fusarium musae
Lineage: Eukaryota; Fungi; Ascomycota; Sordariomycetes; Hypocreales; Nectriaceae
Exons: 3
Coding region: 1-993 (330 amino acids)
Molecular function (GO): protein binding
Source: RefSeq, a predicted model, not a curated record